This is a messenger RNA of Acomys russatus (golden spiny mouse), 1134 nucleotides long. It is a transcript of the gene Slc39a3, whose product is annotated as solute carrier family 39 member 3. Lineage: Eukaryota; Metazoa; Chordata; Mammalia; Rodentia; Muridae. The coding region runs from base 143 to 1096 and encodes 317 amino acids. The transcript has 2 exons. Gene Ontology annotation, cellular component: plasma membrane. The record is from RefSeq and is a predicted model, not a curated record. Gene Ontology annotation, molecular function: zinc ion transmembrane transporter activity. Gene Ontology annotation, biological process: zinc ion transmembrane transport.
UGGCUGCCCUGUCUGCACAGCUGCCCUGCAGAGCCAUGAGCCGCCAGCCCUGCAGCUGGGGCCGGUAGCCCCUGCUGGCCUCGGGGUGUGAGUCCAUUGGUACUUCGGCCCUGCGGUGACCCGUGUGACCCAGGCGGCCACCAUGGCGAAGCUCCUGGUGGCCAAGGUCCUGUGCAUGGUGGGCGUGUUCUUCUUCAUGCUGCUGGGCUCCCUGCUGCCCGUGAAGGUCAUCCAGGCGGACUUGGAGAAGGCGCACCGCUCGAAAAAAGUCCUCUCCCUCUGUAACGCCUUCGGGGGUGGUGUCUUCCUGGCCACGUGUUUUAACGCACUGCUGCCUGCUGUGCGGGACAAGCUGCAGCAGGUGCUGAGCCUGGGCCACAUCAGCACAGACUACCCGCUGGCCGAGACCCUCAUGAUGGUGGGUUUUUUCCUCACGGUGUUCGUGGAGCAGCUGGUGCUGACCUUCCGGCGGGAGCGGCCGCCCUUUAUAGACCUGGAGACCUUCAACGCGGGCUCAGACGUGGGCAGCGAUUCGGAGUAUGAAAGCCCGUUCGUGGGCAUGGGUGGGCGUGGCCGCGGUCUGUACCCCGAGCCCACGGCUCACACGCACGGCGCGGGGCUGCGGCUGCGGGAGCUCGGCCGCCCGGGACCGCUGAGGCUGCUCAGCCUGGUCUUCGCACUGUCCGCGCACUCGGUGUUCGAGGGCCUGGCGCUGGGGCUGCAGGAGGAGGGCGAGCGCGUGGUCAGCCUGUUUGUGGGUGUGGCUGUCCAUGAGACGCUGGUGGCCGUGGCCCUGGGCAUCAACAUGGCCCGCAGUGCGGUGCCCCUGAGGGACGCGGCCAAGCUGGCGGUGACCGUGAGCGCCAUGAUCCCGGUGGGCAUCGGGUUAGGCCUGGGCAUCGAGAGCGCCCGGAGCGUGGCCAGCAGCGUGGCGUCGGCGCUGUUGCAGGGCCUGGCCGGUGGCACCUUCCUGUUCGUCACCUUCAUGGAGAUCCUGGCCAAGGAACUGGAGGAGAGGAGCGAGCAGCUGCUGAAGGUGCUCUUCCUGGUUCUAGGCUAUGCCGUCCUGGCCGGCAUGGUCUUCCUCAAGUGGUGAGCCACGGAUGCCCGCAGGACACGGACCACAUCCCUUGC